Anopheles nili is the source of this 1889-nucleotide messenger RNA. RefSeq names its product 2-phosphoxylose phosphatase 1. Gene Ontology annotation, biological process: dephosphorylation. The transcript is spliced from 2 exons. The record is from RefSeq and is a predicted model, not a curated record. Lineage: Eukaryota; Metazoa; Arthropoda; Insecta; Diptera; Culicidae. Gene Ontology annotation, molecular function: phosphatase activity. The coding region runs from base 1 to 1800 and encodes 599 amino acids.
AUGAUACUAAAAGAAAUUGCAAGGUUUUCCUUACAACAUCGUACUUUAUACUGCUACCUGAUCCUAAGCAUUUGGAUAUUUCUGCUGAUAGCGGGCAUGUACAAAUACAUCGGAUCGAUAGAAAACGGCAACAAUUUGUUAAAUCCCAAAGGGUUUGGUUAUAGGAAGUCCGAGGCAUUUCUUGUCGAAGAUGGGGACGUCGUUGGAAGUAUACGUGAUAAGGACAUCAAGCAAACCGAUUGCACGCAUCCUUUCACAAUCGUCCCGGGAGAGGAAGGAGGCGCUCUUGAAGGAUGGACGCUUCAAGGUGUUUUGCUGCUUAUACGCCACGGAGACCGCGGCCCAAUGGCUCACGUGCGUGGCAUAAACGAGGUCGACUGCGGUUACGAGAACGAUCCAACACUUUCGAGAUACAUCAACUUCCUGCAGAAUACUACCACGGCCAGCACUAGCGGCGGACACUGGAUGAAAACGGGCCCAUUUCACGGGUUUCCAAUGUUACCAGCUGCGUCUAAGCUGUGUUUGCUGGCGCAAUUAACGCACAAAGGAGUCGCCCAAAUGCUGCACGUGGGAGAAGUUGUUCGCCAAGCCUACGCGAAUGCUCUCGGGCUGUACACCCGGACCCCGAUGACGACUCAAAGAACUUCUCCGUUUAACGGUUCGGACGGUGCUUCGAUUCCAACGUCUACCAUUCAGUACGCAGUCGAUGAUGUCGUGGUUUAUUCUACACGUUAUCGGCGAACCUUCCAAUCGGCCAUGGCCUUGCUGUUCAGCGUUUUGCCGCCGGAGAAAUGGCUUGCAAUACAGAUACAGGAAAGCCAUAGUCUGUCGUACUGCUUCUCGGAUUGCGCCUGUCCGCAAGCGGAAAAGCUGAAGAAACAGUUAGCCAACGAGAUGAAUGGGUAUCUGGUGAAGCAUCCUGCGAUCGGUGCGAUAGUCCAGUGGAUAGGGGCGGCAUUGUUACAGAACCCUCAGGUAGCAGGGCAGCAGAUAAAUCCGCUGGAAAUUCGCGACGCACUUUUGGCGCAUAUUUGCCACGCAGCUCCACUACCUUGCCGUAAGAUUCGCACAAGUGUUAACGCAGUGAAUGGGUAUCGAUAUGGUUCCAAGGCUGCGAGUAGUAGCAGUUCGACGCAGGAUCCCUUAGGGUUUGACGUAAUCAACAUCGAUUUGGACGAGAGUGCUCUGGCAGGAGGCGCUGGUCCCAUUAUCAAUACCGAGCAACCGGAUGACUCGGACGCCACGGAACAAGAACCGGAAAUCGAGGGUUGCGUCGAAAAGAGCCACGUCCUAGCGUUGAUGUCAUACAUUCAUUGGGCUGGCAUGAAAGAGCUGUAUAGUCCAUUGAUGCGUCAGCAAGGUCUGUUACGAUCGUAUGGGUUGAUGCGGAACAUUGUCGCUUACAUGCUAAGGAUGAUCUCGGGAGAUCGAGUAAAAUUUGUGCUCUACUCCGGGCACGAUAAAACGCUGGAAUAUUUAAUUGCUUCGCUGGGUGUGCAACUCGAGAGUCCGUUCAUCCCGUACGCAUCGCGAAUGGCAUUCGAAGUAUACAAAAGCGAUAAGGAUACACAGUACUACUUUCGGUUGGUUUAUAAUGGACGGGACGUCACGAAUACGAUUGAUGUUUGCGAAUGCGGCAAGAGCCUUAAUGUGCCGAGGGGUAUCCGGGGCGGUCGUGGUCACCUUUGUCCAAUCGAAAAUAUUAUUCGAUUCAUUCACGACGAUUAUUUCCUUUCUCUUAAUGCAACUAAUUAUAAGGAUGCGUGCUUGGCGCAAGCGAAACAAGAGGGAUAUUUCUAGGAAAAAAGAGAAAAUUACUCAGAAAUUAGUUCCAUUGCGUGGUAAAUGUAUUACGUUGUAUCUGAUUCGUUGUGAAACGAAAGAUAUUU